UCUUUUCUUUUUUUUUCGCAUUUUUUUUCGGUUACUGCCCUCCACAAUACACACACGCACACGGGCGCAAAUCUGCUUGAUACCAAACAAAAAAAACCCCAAAAUCGACAAAAUAGUCGAACUACGAAGAAAGCGGCAGAAGCUUGCGAGUUCAGCGAAUGUCUUUUUGCCGGUAGCGCCACCGUUGCGUGGUCAGUCACCACAGGGCAAUAUUCCGAACCUAUCGCAGCUGGACGCCACUGGCGGUCACAGUGCGUCGACGAGCGGUUUACCCCGAGGCAUUUAUAGCUAUCACAAUGCGAGUGGGUUCCAACAGAUGCCAAAAGAGGAAAUUAAAAACGAACCGGGAGACUCACCCAAUCAUAAUCCAUCCAACCAAUAUCAACUGCAACCGAUGCAAGGAAUGCUUUCCACUCAAAGCACUUCACCGGGACCGGAUCGAUCACCGUCCACGCUCACACCGUCACCAGGCAUCGGUGGUCCGAUCUCACCACUGGAUCCUGGCAAUGUGACACCUACCCCACCCGCCUACACCACACUGGGCGGUCCCGUAGGCAAUCUGUUCGGUACCUUUGCUACCAAUUUCGGUAACAAUGCAGCAUCAACACAACAGAACGCCAACGUGCCAAUGUUCGAAACCAACCUGCCCGGUCCUUCGAACGGUUGGGUACAACCAAUACCUUUGCACAACCAGAACGGCCCUAGUCAGCAGCAGUCCUUCAAUCUGGGCAACUUUGGCUCUCUGCCGCUUACCGGCGAAUCGAUGCUAACCAUGAACACAACGAACACGAUCCCAACCGGCAACAACCAAUCGACCGUGGGCCCACCAUCGAUGGGGUCCGAUUUGAACUUUAUGAACCUUGACUUUACCAACCUCGAUCCGGUGUUUAACUCGUCCGAGAUACGUUCCGUACUGGGGAAUCUCUCCGCGACGGAGCUGAACCGUUUGGAGCAGGCGACAAACAUGCAAACGUCCGGUAACUACCAGCAAAAUGCAGCCAACAAUCAGCAGCAAACACUUAAGGCUCUCUUGGCGACACAGCAGCUGCAACCACAGCAGGAACAAGGCCAAACUCUCCCAGAUCGAAACGACAACGACGAGGACCUGACCGAUAGCUUUACGAAACUCAGCACCAACGAUUUAAAUUAAGACUUAAGACUCCAACCACACUCACACAUUCUGUUUCCCGUGUUUGUCCUCUGUUUGCCUGGAAUGGCAAUCGGCAAAUUGUCCAUUGUAACCGAUCCGAAACCCCGUUCUAUUUCUUCAGAUCGUGUAGUCCGUAAGCAUCAAAUGACCUGCGCUGUGUUGACGACAUUUUGUCUAAUCGAUUGUUAAGUUUUCUAUUGCGGACGUUCAAUACUGACCAUUGGCAAGUAAAACCACAAAAAAAAACACAAGGAAGAUCCUUCGAGAUAUUUUUUUUUGUUAUACAUAAGAGCUAAUUACGCGAAAAUUUA
Anopheles funestus (African malaria mosquito) is the source of this 1461-nucleotide messenger RNA. RefSeq lists its product as uncharacterized. The record is from RefSeq and is a predicted model, not a curated record. NCBI's taxonomy places the organism in Eukaryota, Metazoa, Arthropoda, Insecta, Diptera, Culicidae. The coding region runs from base 317 to 1150 and encodes 277 amino acids. The transcript is spliced from 3 exons.